UGUGAUCCGGACAACAGCAGAACAGCAGUUCCCGAGCUGUCAGCCGAGGAAAACUUCCGACUUUGUGUGUGGUGGCCACAUUUGGGUGUGCGUGUGAUUGAGUGUGAUUAAAGCAAGGACUCUUGUCAAGAAUAAAAAGCAAACCUCAAGGAAAUCAAGAACCAUGAAUCGAAUCGUGUGUGCCGCAGUGUGCCUCAGUGCAGUGUGGGUGGCCAUGGCCGCCGGCGCCACCCCGGAGGAUUACCAAAGCCAAGGAUUACGUGCCAUCGUGCGGGUGUACGACGAGUGCUCCAAGGCCGAGUCCGGCUUCUCCCCCUGCCUCAAGAAACGCGCCAUCACCUUCAUGGACCGCCUCAGCCGCGUUGAGUCGCUCUCCCUCGGGGACAUGAAGGUGGUCCGGAACGAGCGGGCCGCCCCGCUGGACGCGAAACCCCUCACCGAGAACGAGCUCGAGCAGACGUUGCCCCGCGGGCUGGAGGCCCGGGACGAGGCGCUGACGAACAUCCUGCUCGACAAGGUCGCCUCCAUGUUCAGCAGCCGGACGGUGCAGAUCACCCUGCCGAAGCUGUCGAGCGACGAGCUGGGCCGCGGGCUGGAAGAAGGUCGUGGCAAGAUGAAGAAGAUGAUGAGCAUGAUGAUGAUGGGCUUCAUGAUGAAGAUGGCCGCGAUGGUGCCGGUGGCGAUCGCCGGACUGUACCUGCUCGCCGGUAAGGCCCUGAUCGUGUCCAAGAUCGCCCUGCUGCUGGCCGGAAUCAUCGGGCUGAAGAAGCUGGUCGCGAGCAAGCAGCAGGGAGGCGGCGGCGGCGGCUGGUCCAGCGGCGGCUCCGGCCACGGUGGCGGCUGGGACCGACGGUCGGCCGAUCUGGCGGCGUCUGCGGCGGCUCAGAACCUGGCCUACAACGCGUACGCCAAGAACCAGGCGUAAUUCCCCUUGGAAACCUCUGAGAAUCAACCAAACCCCCCCCCCCCCCCCCUGGAUCACAACUACGACGAGUUCUAACCCUUGACGCAAAAACGAAAAAGGGAGAGCCUUUCCACCCUGCCGAAAGUUUGAGGAAGAUUUAAAUUAUUUAUUUAUUUAUUUAUUUUAAAUUAUUAGCAAACACGCGCAGAAAACGCAGAUUCCGCAAACUCCGCAAAACUAAACAGUUCUCAUCUACUUCAAACAUUUGCCCACACCAAACCACAGUGUUAAACAUAACCUUCAAAACUCUCCAAAGCCGUCAACGCUUUCCAACUUGAUUAACCUCUGCGCAGCGAGUUCUUUCAACUUUCGACGAGUGGAAAACUUAUAAUUUUCGCAUUUUCCACCGAUUUUUCAUCUCAUUCCCCAUUGUCUACCUCCCCGCUCAACUUCCCCUUAACUCUGCUCUUGUGAGUUGUCUUCCAACCACCUCCCACAGCUGCCAAGCUGUCUAUUUCUUGCUUCUCACUGUCUUUUUUUUCUCUCUAACGCUAAUCUCCAUACAAUCACCACCUUCAAGCUCAACGACUUUCCGCCCCUCAACUUCGUAAUGACUUAUUCUAAAAUUUCGCAAGUCGCGUGCCGUGCGAUUUUGCACUGUUUUUCUCGCUUUCCCACCCGUGAGAGCAUUGUUUUCCCCCUUUAAUUUGCUCAUCUUUCACCUUUCUUUUCUUGCGCUAACUCUUUCUCUUUUCACUCCCAGUUGAGCUGCCUUCACCUUAACACGCCUCAUCGGAAAAACCUAUUGAUUUAAUUAACUUUUUGUGUUCCUUAACCGUUGUCUCCCUUUCUCUUUUCGAGGCAGUUUUUCUUGUCUAGCAUUUCGAGGUCCCCACACUUGGGGACAACCCCCCCUUUCUUUCAACAAAGCAAUUGUUGUAAAACUCUUUACUUUUUGACACUCUGGCACAACCUUAACUCUACCAAAAACGAAAACGGGUGUUGAAUGUUACGUCUCAAAACACUUGUCCACUGUCGUUGUUUUUCACGUUUCCCCUCUACAACUCUUGUUUUCUUUCUCAUCGUUUCUUCUUUCCCUCUUUCCUGUUUCUUCAAAACGUGCCAAGCUGUCAAAAAUGAAUCCCCCCAUCAGUCAUUUCCGGUCCUCAUAGGAUCCCCUCCCCCUACCGAAACUUCUUCUCAUUCUCUAGUUAAACUGGAAACCCCCUCCCAACCCAUCCUCCCAUUUCCCCUUAAUCUUAAUCAGCUAAACCUGUGUCGGGUUGGGGGUCUCUAACUGGACCCCCUCACCAAAACGGUAGCUGAAGCUAAAGCGUAUGUUAAAUUAACUAAACCAUUUCCCCCCUUAAACUUCCUCGUAAGUAAAAAAAAACGUAACUCACACACACUCGUGCCCUCCAGAAAAAAAAGGAAAAUAAAGCUAGAGAGGAGAGAUAUUUAUUCUUGUUGAUAGUGUGUAAGUUGUAAUGUUAAUGAGGGGAAAACCCCCCCGCGAGCGCGCGAGCAAAACGAAAAUUGUUGAAAAAACGAAAUAAACUGAAA
This is a messenger RNA of Culex quinquefasciatus (southern house mosquito), 2467 nucleotides long. RefSeq lists its product as uncharacterized. The record is from RefSeq and is a predicted model, not a curated record. Lineage: Eukaryota; Metazoa; Arthropoda; Insecta; Diptera; Culicidae. The coding region runs from base 164 to 925 and encodes 253 amino acids. The transcript has 2 exons.